CCCAAGUUCGAUCCCAAUGAGGUGAAGGUCAUCCACCUGAGAACCACUGGUGGUGAAGUCGGCGCCCAGUCGGCUCUCGCCCCCAAGGUCGGUCCUCUCGGUCUGUCUCCCAAGAAGAUUGGUGAAGACAUUGCCAAGGCCACCGGCGACUGGAAAGGUCUCCGUGUCACCGUCCGCCUGACCAUCCAGAACCGUCAGGCUCAGGUCUCGGUUGUGCCCUCGGCCUCGUCGCUGGUCAUCAAGGCUCUCAAGGAGCCCCCCCGUGACCGCAAGAAGGAGAAGAACAUCAAGCACAACAAGUCGGUCAGCUUCGACGAGAUUGUUGAGAUUGCCCGCACCAUGCGCACUCGCUCUCUCGCCAAGGAGCUCAAGGGUACCGUCCUUGAGAUCCUCGGUACCGCCUUCUCCGUCGGUUGCCAGGUUGAUGGCCGCAGCCCCAAGGACGUCUCUGACGAUGUCAAGGCCGGCGAGAUCGAUGGUGAGUCAACCCUUUCCCAUUUUCGGGUACUUUAUAGUAGACGUCUCUGCUAA
Penicilliopsis zonata CBS 506.65 is the source of this 531-nucleotide messenger RNA. RefSeq lists its product as hypothetical. The annotation marks the transcript as partial. Lineage: Eukaryota; Fungi; Ascomycota; Eurotiomycetes; Eurotiales; Aspergillaceae. The transcript is spliced from 3 exons. Gene Ontology annotation, cellular component: cytosolic large ribosomal subunit; ribosome. The record is from RefSeq and is a predicted model, not a curated record. Gene Ontology annotation, biological process: translation. Gene Ontology annotation, molecular function: large ribosomal subunit rRNA binding; structural constituent of ribosome.